AUGGUGUUGGUUCCAAAAUACAAAAAGGCUAAGGGACAACAUAAAUCAAUGAGAAGUGACUUGAAUCUAGCCAAGAAUGUAAUCAAGAAGUUUGAGCAUCCAGUAAUUCAAGGAAAAACCAUGUAUUCAUAUUUCAGUGGUGGUUCAAAUGAAGGAGGAACGUGGAGAAGUAUUGGAAGUGCAGCCAACACAGAUGGUCCAGCAACCAUAAGUGACCUACAUUCCUUUAUCGAAGCCUUUAUCUCAUCCAAGAAGGCUGGUACACACUCUCUUGACUUUAAACUUAUCAUUAUAGAUUCAGGAGCAAACCAUCACAUGAUUAGUGAUAGGAACUUGAUUAGUGAUGUACAACCUGCCUCAGAUAAUGUUCUUAUAGCAAAUGGUGAUAAGUUUACAUCAAACCUGCUGUCUAUGAGAAAGGCUACGGUUGAUCUUAGUUGUCAGGUUGUCUUCAGACCAGAUGGGGUUGAAUUUCAAGACUUAAAGACAGGCCAGAUGAUUGGAAAAGGGCAUGUUCACAACAAAUUCUACCAUCUUCAGAAGACAGGGAUGUCCGAACCAUCUACUUCUCGUUGCUUGGCCAGUACAUCCAGCAGGGUUGAUAGCACAUUAUGGCAUGCUAGGUUGGGGCAUCCUCAUACCAGAGCCCUAAACUUGAUGCUUCCAAAUGCAGUCUUCAAGAAUGAUGAUUGUGAAACUUGCAUAUUGGGGAAGCAUUAUAAGACAGUUUUCCCACAGUCUAGCACCAUCAAUGAAAGAUGUUUUGACCUAGCUCACUCUGAUGUAUGGACUGCUUCGUGUGUGUCAAGAGAGAACCACAAAUACUUUGCCACCUUCAUUGAUGAGAAGUCCAAAUACACUUGGGUGACACUGAUUCAGUCUAAGGACAAGGUAUUGGGAGCUUUCAAGAAUUUCCAGACCCAUAUUUGCAACCAUUUCAAUGCCAAGCUGAAAAUUCUCAGGACCCCAACCAAAGUCCUCAACGACAUGUCUCCAUUUGAGGUCCUAAACAAGACCAAGCCAUCUUUGGACCAUUUCCGUGUGUUUGGGUGCCUCUGUUUUGUGUUGAUACCAGGGGAGAAGAGAAACAAACUUGAGGCUAAAAGAUCAAAAGCUAUGUUUGUUGGCUACUCUCCAACACAAAAGGGAUAUACGUGUUAUGAUCCAGUGGCAAGAAGGGUAUUGGUUUCAAGGGAUGUGAAGUUUGUGGAAUCAAAAGGGUACUAUGAUGAGAAGAGUUGGGAAAGCCUUCAGGAUCUCUCACAAGGACUUUCAGAUAGGGCAAACAACUUGAGAAUCAUUCUGGAGAGUCUAGGCAUCAGUCAUCCUCGGAGCAUUGAGGUACCAAGGACUUCUCCUUCACCACCAGCUGCUGGAAACAAUGAAGAAGCAGCACCAGUUGUUGAAACAGUCCAUCCUGAUCUUGAGUUGGGCAAUGAACCCGAAUCACAGUCGCAAGAAAGAGAUGAUUCAGCAAGCACACAUGAUCAAGAUGGAGUUGAAUCUGAUCAGUUAAGUGAAGAUCAGUUUAUUGGAGAACAAGUACAUGAAGAGGCAGUGGUGGAAGAGCAGCAAAUUAAACCAUUGAGAAGGAGUACAAGAGUGAAGAAACCAUCCAAGUGGGUCGACACCAGAGUGUACUUCAACAACAAUGCAAUGGCUCACCCUAUCCAAGCAACCUGCUCUUUUGCGAGUUAUCCUCAAGAGCAUGUAGUCUUUAUCAGCAAUCUGGAUCAAGAAUAUGUUCCAAAUACUUAUGAAGAAGCCAUGGAACAUGAAGAGUGGAGAAAGUCAGUUGGAGAUGAAGUUGGUGCCAUGAUCAAGAAUGAUACUUGGUAUGAAACUGAGCUUCCCAAAGGAAAGAAAGCUUUUACAAGCCGACUGCUCUUCACCAUCAAGUAUCUUGCCAAUGGAAAACCAUAA
Messenger RNA from Brassica oleracea var. oleracea, 1923 nucleotides. RefSeq lists its product as uncharacterized. The transcript has 3 exons. The record is from RefSeq and is a predicted model, not a curated record. NCBI's taxonomy places the organism in Eukaryota, Viridiplantae, Streptophyta, Magnoliopsida, Brassicales, Brassicaceae. Bases 1 to 1923 code for a protein of 640 amino acids.